This is a messenger RNA of Kickxella alabastrina, 293 nucleotides long. RefSeq lists its product as uncharacterized. The record is from RefSeq and is a predicted model, not a curated record. The transcript is spliced from 2 exons. The coding region runs from base 42 to 293 and encodes 83 amino acids. Lineage: Eukaryota; Fungi; Kickxellomycota; Kickxellomycetes; Kickxellales; Kickxellaceae.
AAAGAUGAAUGUAAAUGCGCAUUAAGAUUUCCUCAGGCUGAAUGCUUUCAGCCAUCCAGCCAGCCAAAGACAGUUUAGAUUUUCUCGUCGUGCUGUGUGCACAGCUUGCAGUUAGUGCGCCAAAAUCGGGUUGUUCCUGCUGUUGUGGUCCAUGCGGCCCACAUUCGAAGAAACGUCUGCAUCACGCCCAUGGCGAAUCAGAAUUUAUCCAAAUUAGCGGUGUGUUCCCCAUCACAGGGCCAGGCGGACGCCUUGCAAACGACUGUGUCAAAGAAUUGGCCCAACUUUCAUAG